AUGGGACACCACACUGCAACGCCACGCCAUGUACUGCGGAGAGGAGCCUCCGGGCGGGAGAAGUCCAAGGAGCCACCGAAGCCUGGCACUUUGACUUUCCAGGAUGCUCUCCGAGAAGCGCUGGAAGGGUCAGCCUUCGUCCUUCGAAUGGCAGGCAAGCUUCUGUGGGCGCUGCGAGUUUCGGCAAGGUGCUUCUAUCUGCUGGUGCGGCUUCUGCUCUACAUCUUCCUGCUGUUGCCAGUGUUCGUCAGGGCGACAGCCUACUGCUGGCUGCAUCCAAGCGUGUCCAAUUUUGUACGUUAUGGAGCGAAACGACGAAAUUUAAUGGAUGUCUACAUGCUCAGGCAGGAGUUUCGUGACGCUGGGUCACAACCUGUGGUUGUGUUUUUUACGGGCGGAGUGUGGAUCAUUGGCUACAAGAUGUGGGGAAUGCUUAUGGGUAUGGUCCUUCAGCGUCUUGGCAUUCUCCUUCUGGUUCCCGACUACAGGAACUUCCCGCAGGCCACUGGUGAGGAGAUGGUGGAGGAUACAUUGCUAGCUGUGCAGUGGUCGCUGGACCACUGUGAGGAAUAUGGUGGAGAUCCGUCCAGGCUCUUCCUCGUGGGACAAUCGGCUGGCGCCCACUUGCUUUCAAUGGCUCUACUGAAGAGGGCAAGCGAGGCCAAAGCAUUGGCCAGCUCACCCAGCAUCCGCUGGCAGCCGAAGGACAUAGCAGCCUUUGUUGGGAUCUCUGGGCCCUUCGACCUCGUGGAUUUGAGCGAUCACUUUCACAGUCGGGGAUUGGAUCGCCGUCUCUUGUCAUCCAUCUUCGAGGGGCGGCUGGAAGAUUUUUCCCCAACGCGAUUGGUCACAGCUGAUCGGGCACGUAUGCUGCCUCCUGUGCUGCUUGUCCAUGGCACUGCGGACACCAGCGUUCCAUCUCGAAGUGCCAUCGACUUCACCACGGCCCUUCAGGCAGCUGGAGCGGACGCUGACGUGAAGCUCUACCCAGGCAAGAGCCACACCGAUCCCAUCCUUGAAGACCCCAUCGCUGGCAAUGAUCCACUCAUUGAGGAGUUGGCCUUCUUGGUGAAAAGCCAUGACCCCAGACGAGCGGUUGCGCUCAUCUGCGAUUCUGCGGCGGACAAGGAUGUGGUGCAUGACAAAGACUGUUCGGUAGGGCAUCGAAUGAUGCCGUUGCCUGUGAUUCGGUUGGCUCGGAUGGUCAACCCCUUUUGA
This is a messenger RNA of Symbiodinium natans, 1218 nucleotides long. The record is from the annotation of a GenBank genome assembly. Lineage: Eukaryota; Dinophyceae; Suessiales; Symbiodiniaceae.